Lactuca sativa (garden lettuce) is the source of this 1346-nucleotide messenger RNA. It is a transcript of the gene SR45A, whose product is annotated as RNA-binding (RRM/RBD/RNP motifs) family protein. The record is from RefSeq and is a predicted model, not a curated record. NCBI's taxonomy places the organism in Eukaryota, Viridiplantae, Streptophyta, Magnoliopsida, Asterales, Asteraceae. Gene Ontology annotation, molecular function: RNA binding.
UUCCUUUCUGGACGGUUCCAACUUCCACGUGUGUGGUAGUAAUCUGUUUUCUCGUCAAGUCUCAACUGUCAACCCUCUUUUUACGCAUAUAGAGACCAAGCGAGACAAGUUAUUUGCGCCAGAUUCAUCGAUUUUUCUAUCGUAUUGUUGAUCUCUUGUUCUUUGCGAAAUUGUUGAGAUGUCGUACUCGAGGAGGUCUAGGUACUCCCCUUCUCCUUCACCACCACACAAGCGCUAUGGCAGGUCUGUGUCAAGGUCCAGAUCAAGCUCAAGGAGUCGGAGCUAUGAUUAUGAGGCAAGUGACAUUGAAAACCCUGGAAACAAUUUGUAUGUAACUGGUUUAUCAGCACGUAUCACUAAGAGAGAUGUUGAGAAGCAUUUCUCGGCAGAGGGAAAGGUGGAAGACGUUCACCUGGUGAUGGAUCCUUGGACUCGAGAAUCUCGUGGAUUUGGGUUUGUAUCCAUGUCUAACAUCAAGGAAGCUGAUCGAUGCAUCAAGUAUCUUGAUGGGUCUGUUCUUGAGGGCCGUGUUAUCACAGUGGAGAAGGCGAGGAGGCGGAGAGGCAGAACACCAACUCCAGGAAGGUAUCUUGGGCUAAGGAGUGCACGUGGUGGUCGUCGUCAUCGAUCCCCAACCUACUCUCCACCACGUUCGCGUAGGAGUAGGAGGAGGAGGUGGAGCUAUUCUCCUGGUUACUCGUCUGAUAGUGAUAGAAGCAGGAGCAGGAGGAGGUCAUAUUCACCAUAUUAUUACAGAAGGCGUGUGCGUGGAAGGUCCAGGUCCUACUCACAAGGCUCUAGAAGCAGCCCAGAAGAUGGUUACUACAGGAGGGGUAGGGGGAGAGGUGGGUCUUACAGCCCAGAAGAGCGUGAUUAUAACAGGAACAGGAGCAGAUCAAGGGACUCUUCUUCACCUGAGUACGAGUACAGCAGGAGGAGAAGUAGGAGGAGUUAUCGGUCUGUAUCUCCUCCAAGUGUGUCUUCUUCCCCAACAACAAGGAGGAGGAGGAGGAGGAGGAGGAGUUACUCUUCUAGCAUGUCGCCGGUUAAGUCAAAGAGAAGCUACUAUUCAAGUGUUUCUGUGAGUAGUAGAUCAAGGAGCCCUGCAGCUGACUAUUCCCUUUCCAGUAGGAGUAGGAGCAGCAGCAGUCUCAGCUCUAGGUCCACUGCUUCUUCUGACUAUACAAAAUAAGAAUAUUCAUAACUUUUUUCUUUAUGGACAGGACUAGCCUACUACUAGGAGUAGGACUCUGGCUAUGCAUGUUAUGUUCUUACAGCACAGCUUAUUGAUUUACGACAUAUAUGUACUGGUUGUCACUUUUAUUUCAAACAACUUUCUUUGCCUA